GGGAAAUUAUAAGGAGUAGUGCACAUUGACCAAUUUUUCAAAACAUACUCAAAGUAUAUCAGUAUAUCAUUUAUAGGCUUAUAUUUUCCAAUUUUUGAUAGGAUCAUUGGUAAUUAUCUAAAGAGCCAAACAAUGUCGACAUCACAACUUCAGGUGGUAGACGGGUUUGCUCUAACUCAGAUAUUCAAUGGCUUGAAGUCAAAUAAAGAAGAUGAGAGAAAUCGGUAUGCUCAAGAGCUUAGGAACUAUCUCGAGACCAUAGCCAGAGAUUUAUCGCCAGAACAAUUCAACAGAUAUAACAAUGAAAUAAAUAAGACAAUUUUUGAAUUAAUCAAUGGGAAGGAAACAUCUGAGAAAUUAGGUGGUAUUGCCGCCCUUAGCGAGUUAAUUGAUUUUGAUUCUGGUGUUGGUGAAGAAAAUGCUACGAAGACAGCUAGAUUUUCAAAUUAUUUAGGGUCCAUUAUAGUCUCAAACGAUCCAGUUGUCAUGAGACAAGCCACUAAAGCUUUAGGUAAAUUAGCCACUCCUGGUGGUACUUUAACUGUUGAAUUUGUUGAUCAUGAAGCCAGUCGAGCCAUUGAAUGGUUAGAAAAUGAUAAUAAAAAUGAAAACAGAAGACAUGCAUCAAUAUUAAUCAUUACCUCAUUAGCUGAAAACGCUCCAGCACUUUUAUAUAAUUUCAUCAAUCAAAUCUUAGAACAUUUAUGGACUCCCCUUAGAGAUCACAAGUUAAUCAUCAGAGAAGAUGCAGCAAUAGCGCUUCAUAAAUGUAUGGAAAUAAUAUAUCAUAGAGAUACUAAUGCCCGUAAUUAUUGGAUCAAAAAAAUGAUAGACCUGGUAUCGAAGAUUCUCUCCGAAGAUGAAAAUGGACCACCAGAAAGCAUUCAUGGUUCUUUAUUAGUAUACAGAGAACUUAUUAGGUAUUCAAAAGAUCCUUACAUAAUCUCCAAAUUUGAACAAAUCUAUGAAAAUGCUUAUGCAUUUAAGAAUCAUAAACUUUCAAUCAUAAGACAAGAAUUAACCAAUAUAUUUCCAUUGUUAUGUAAGGUGAAUCCAGAAUUGUUUGUCGAAAAGUAUUUGCAUAAAACAUUAUUUUACUUCUUACCCCAAUUAAAGAAAUAUAAGAAUCCAGCUGAUAAAAGUGCCAUCUUUAGAAGUAUAGGUUUAAUUGCCUUGGAAAUAGGUCAACAAAUCGCCACAUAUUUGGAUGCUAUUUUGGAUAAUAUUAGAGAAGGUCUUUCUGUCAAUGAUGCCGCCACAAGAACAGAAUCAGCUAUCUUUGAUUGUAUUGGUAAGUUAUCUAUAGCAGUGGGCCCGGCGCUUACAAAGCAUUUACAACGUGAUAUUUUGGAUAUGAUGUUCACAAACUGUUCUUUAUCAAAGCCUAUGCAAGAUGUUUUACAAAUCUUGAUCAUCAAUAUUCCUAGUUUAACUGGUUUAAUCAAUAUGAAGCUUUUAAAUUUAUUAAGUUUGGUGUUAUCAGGAAAACCAUUUCAACCACCUGGAUCUCCAUAUGGUACUAUAAAAAUGAACGAAGACUUAGCUCGUGAUCAUAGAUUGGGCAUAAUAUCUCGUGAAACGGGUCACACACCAAGUCAUGUUCUUCUGAAUACAGAGACUUACGAAAAUUAUGAUAGUGCAAUUUUGAUUCAAGCAUUGGAAAUGCUUGCAUUCUUUAAAUUUGAAAAUUAUCAGUUAAAUGAAUUUGUAAGAUAUUGCACAAUUUCAUAUUUGGAACACUCUAAUGCCAAGGUUCGUCAAACAGCAACGAUCACAUCCUGUCAAAUAUUUAUCAAAGAUCCAAUAUGUCAACAAACAAGUGUUAAUGCCUUGAAUGCUGUUAACGAAGUAUUAGACAAAUUACUUUCAAUCUCAAUCACUGAUCCUAAUCCAGAAAUUAGACUUGAAGGUCUUUUAUGCCUUGCUAAUGCCGGGAACUUUGAUCCUCAACUUUCCCAAGCUGAUAAUGUUCGUUUAUUAUUCAUUGCUCUUAAUGAUGAAGUUUUCGCAGUUAGAAAGACAGCUAUCAGAAUUUUGGGUAGAUUAUCAUCUAUUAAUCCAGCAUAUAUUGUCCCAUCCUUAAGGAAGACCUUGAUUCAAUUAUUAACUAGAUUGGAGUAUUCUACUACUACGAGGAAGAAGGAAGAGAGUGCAAUUUUAUUAUCAUUGUUAAUUAGUAAUUCAAAAGAGUUAACAAGACCAUAUGUCAAGCCAAUUGUUGAGGUGUUGUUACCAAAAGCAAAAGAUCUCAGUUCUUCUUCUGUUGCAUCCAGUGCUAUAAAUUGUCUCGGUGAACUAGCUGUUGUUGGAGGUGAAGAUUUAAAGCCUUUCAUUCCUGAUCUUAUGCCACUUAUCUUGGAUACAUUUCAAGAUCAAUCGUCAUUUUAUAAAAGAGAUGCUGCUCUUAAGACUCUUGGACAAUUAGCAAGUUCAUCUGGUUAUGUUAUCCAACCAUUGUUGGAUUAUCCACAUUUAUUGGGAAUGUUGGUUGGUAUUUUAAAACUGGAAUCCUCUCCUCAAAUUAGACGUGAGACUGUAAGAUUAUUAGGUAUUUUAGGUGCUUUAGAUCCUUACAAACAUCGUGAGGUUGAACAGGGUCCAGUUGAACAAAAUGCUCCUCCAAUUGAUGUUGCUUUGUUAAUGCAAGGUAUGUCCCCUUCAAAUGAAGAGUAUUAUCCAACUGUUGCUAUUACACAUCUUAUGAGAAUUCUUAAAGAUCCGUCUUUGAAUUCCCAUCAUUCAAAAGUCAUACAGGCUAUAAUGUACAUGUUCCAAACUUUAGGUUUAAGAUGUGUUUCAUUUCUUCCUCAAAUUAUACCUGGUAUCAUUCACGUCAUGAACAAUAACUGCCAACAAUCAAUGCUUAAGUUUUAUUUUCAACAACUUGCUCAGUUAAUUCUUAUUGUAAAACAACAUAUAAGACCAUUCCUUUCGGAUAUAUUUGAUGUAAUUGCAAAGUUUUUCAGUAAUAUGCAAGUCAUCAUUAUUAAUUUGAUAGAAGCAAUUUCAAGAGCAUUAGAAGGUGAAUUUAAAAUGCAUUUGUCAGAUAUUUUAACUUUAUUGUUAGACGUUUUUGAGGAAGAUAAGUCACCAAAAAGAGAACCUACAUUACAUGUUCUUAAAAGUUUUGUGGUGUUUGGUAGUAAUAUAGAAGAAUAUGUUCACAUUAUUGUGCCUAGCAUAGUUAAAAUGUUUGAAUUUGGUCCUUUACUGCUAAGAAAAGCUGCUAUUGAAACCAUUGGUAGAUUAUCAAGAAAUGUGGUUUUAAAUGAUAUGGCCUCGCGUAUCAUACAUCCAUUAUUAAGGGUGUUGAGACAAGGUAAUGAUGAAUUGAAAAUAGCCGCCAUUAACACUUUAAGUUGUCUUUUGGUUCAAUUAGGUACAGAAUUCAGCGUCUUCAUCCCACCUAUUAAGAAAAUCAUAAUUGCUCAAAAAAUACAUGCUCCUAGGUUUGAACAGUUGAUCAGCAAAUUAAUCAGCGGAGAUCCACUUCCAACACAUUUGGACAUUUAUAAAGAAUAUGAUACUCAAACUCAUAACGGAAUAGUAGAUGUACCAUCAAAGAAGCUUCCUGUGAACCAGGGUGCUUUAAAGAUAGCUUGGGAUUGUAGCCAAUGUCGUACGAAGGAAGAUUGGCAAGAAUGGAUUAAUAGGUUAAGUAAAGAAUUACUUAAACAGAGUCCAUCUCAUGCUAUAAGGGCUUGUGCUGGUUUAGCUUCCGAUUAUUAUGCUCUUGCUAAAGAUUUGUUCAAUGCCAGUUUCGCCAGUUGUUGGAGUGAGCUUUACUCUCAACAUCAAGAGGAGUUAGUUCAAUCAUUCUGCGUGGCUUUAUCAUCACCUAAUAAUCCACCUGAAAUUCAUCAGAUUUUGUUGAACUUGGUUGAGUUCAUGGAGCAUGAUGAUAAGCCCCUUCCAAUAGCAAUCACAACUUUAGGACAAUAUGCUCAACGUUGUCACGCUUUUGCCAAAGCAUUACAUUACAAGGAAUUGGAAUUCUAUGAAGAACCAAAUACCCCAACUAUUGAAUCAUUAAUUAGUAUCAACAACCAAUUACAACAAUCAGAUGCUGCAAUUGGUAUUUUAAAGCAUGCUCAGUUACAUCAUGAUCUUCAGCUUAAGGAAACAUGGUAUGAAAAAUUACAAAGAUGGGAUGAUGCUUUGAAAGCAUAUAACGAUCGUGAAAAACAUGAACCUAAUAAUAUGGAAAUAACAAUGGGUAAAAUGAGAUGUUUACACGCCCUAGGUGAAUGGGAGCAAUUAUCAGAGUUAGCUAGAAGUAAAUGGGACACUUCUUCGAGUGAAAUUAAAAGAAGUGUUGCUCCAUUAGCUGCUGCUGCUUCGUGGGGUUUGGGUCAAUGGGAUAGAAUGGAUUCUUGUAUUAAAGUUAUGAAAUCCGAAUCUCCCGAUAAAGCAUUCUUUAACGCCAUUUUAAGUUUACAUCGUAAUAAUUUUGAUGAUGCUUCAAGUCAUAUUUUGAAAGCAAGAGAUUUAUUAGUUACAGAAAUCACAGCCUUAGUCAGUGAAAGUUAUACCAGAGCUUAUGGUGUGGUGGUUAGAGUUCAAAUGUUGGCUGAAUUAGAAGAAAUAAUCAAAUAUAAGAUGUUACCUCAAGGUUCAGAAAAGAGAAGUAUUAUGAGAAAGACCUGGAAUACACGUUUAUUAGGUUGUCAAAGAAAUGUUGAUAUUUGGCAGAGAAUGUUGAAAGUUAGAGCAUUGGUCAUUAAACCAAAACAAGAUAUGGACAUGUGGAUUAAAUUCGCUAACUUGUGUCGUAAAUCUGGAAGAUUAAACUUAGCUGAAAAAUCGUUGAACUCUCUUCUUGAAGGAGGGUCUCAUGACAAUCCUUCUCGUGCUCCACCACAAGUGGUAUAUGCUCAAUUGAAAUAUAUGUGGGCUAAAGGGGAAGAAAAAGAGGCUUUGAGACAUUUAGUUGAUUUCACUACAAGAAUGUCACAAGACUUAGGAUUGAAUCCUAAUGAUUUAAUAACUCAACCAUUACCAUCGGAAGGUCCAAAGCAUGUUGAAGAAUAUACUAAAUUAUUGGCCAGAUGUUUCCUUAAACAAGGUGAAUGGCAAAUCGCUUUGAAUCCAAAUUGGCGUACUGAAACUUCAGAAAUAAUCUUAGGGGCUUACUUAUUGGCAACCCACUUUGACAAUAAAUGGUAUAAAGCAUGGCAUAAUUGGGCCUUAACUAAUUUUGAAGUUAUAUCCUUUUAUACUAAUAAUGAAGCUGCGGGAGCUAACAAGGCUGAUUCUAAUAUGAUUCCAUUAGAAGCCGUUCAAAGGCAUGUAAUUCCAUCAAUUAAAGGUUUCUUCCACUCAAUAGCAUUAUCGAAUUCAAAUUCACUUCAAGAUAUGUUGAGAUUACUUACCCUCUGGUUUAAAUUCGGUGGUAUUCCAGAAGCAGCACAGGCCAUGACUGAAGGUUUCAAUAUGGUGAAGAUAGAUAAUUGGUUAGAGGUAAUUCCGCAAUUAAUUUCCAGAAUUCAUCAACCUAAUCAAAUUGUUAGUAGGUCAUUGUUCGGUUUAUUAACUGAUCUUGGUAGAGCACAUCCUCAAGCUCUUGUUUAUCCAUUGGCAGUUGCUGUAACAUCUGAAUCUGUAAACAGAAAGAGAGCAGCUGAAUCAAUCAUUGAAAAAAUGAGAGUUCAUUCAUCUAGUUUAGUUGACCAAGCUGAAUUAGUUAGUCAUGAACUUAUCCGUGUUGCUGUCUUAUGGCAUGAACAAUGGUAUGAAGGUUUGGAGGAUGCUUCACGUCUUUUCUUUGGUGAACAUAACACUGAAAAGAUGUUUGAAGUGUUAGAGCCAUUACAUCAAAUGCUUACUAAAGGGCCAGAAACUAUGAGAGAAUCAGCAUUUGCAACCGCGUUUGGUAGAGAAUUAGCAGAUGCUUACGAAUGGGUGUUGAAUUUCCGUCGAACAAAAGAUAUAACCAAUUUGAAUCAAGCUUGGGAUAUCUAUUAUAACGUUUUCCGAAGAAUCAGUAGACAGUUACCACAGUUACAGAGCUUGGAAUUACAAUUUGUUUCACCAAAGUUGGAGGAGGCUAAGGAUAUGGAAUUAGCAGUUCCUGGUACUUACCAUGCAGGAAAGCCUAUUAUUCGUAUUAAGAGAUUUGAUCCAACCUUUUCAGUCAUUUCAUCCAAACAAAGACCCAGAAAGCUUUCUUGUAAAGGCAGUGAUGGUAAAGACUAUCAAUAUGCCUUGAAAGGACAUGAAGAUAUAAGACAAGAUAAUUUAGUCAUGCAGUUGUUUGGAUUAGUCAAUACAUUGUUAGUCAAUGAUCCCGAAUGUUUCAAAAGACAUUUAGAUAUACAACAAUAUCAGGCUAUUCCCUUAUCACCAAAAGUUGGUUUAUUGAGUUGGGUACCAAAUAGUGAUACUUUCCACGUUUUAAUUAGAGAAUAUAGGGAAUCAAGAAAAAUUCUUUUGAAUAUUGAACAUCGCAUCAUGUUACAAAUGGCACCUGAUUAUGAUAGUUUAACAUUAUUACAAAAAGUUGAAGUUUUCACUGGUGCUUUAGACAACACAAGAGGUCAAGAUUUAUAUAAAGUUUUAUGGUUGAAAUCUAAAUCUUCUGAAGCUUGGUUAGAUCGUCGUACAACUUAUACUCGUUCAUUGGCUGUAAUGUCUAUGGUUGGUUAUAUCCUAGGAUUAGGUGAUAGACAUCCUUCGAAUUUAAUGUUAGAUAGAAUCACAGGUAAAGUUGUUCAUAUUGAUUUUGGCGAUUGUUUUGAAGCUGCUAUUCUUAGAGAAAAGUAUCCAGAAAAAGUUCCAUUCAGAUUAACACGUAUGUUAAAUUAUGCCAUGGAAGUUAGUGGUAUCGAAGGAUCAUUUAGAAUCACAUGUGAGCAUGUUAUGAGAGUAUUAAGAGACAAUAAAGAAUCUUUGAUGGCUAUUUUAGAAGCAUUUGCUUAUGAUCCUUUGAUUAAUUGGGGUUUCGAAUUCCCUACCAAAGCUGUUGCCGAAGCUACUGGUAUAAAGGUUCCACAAGUUAAUACAGUUGAAUUAUUAAGAAGAGGUCAAAUUGACGAACAAGAAGCUGCAAGAUUAACCAAACAGAACGAGUUAGAAAUCAGAAAUGCUCGUGCUGCUUUGGUGUUAAAGAGAAUUACUGAUAAAUUAACAGGUAAUGAUAUUAAGAGAUUGAGAGGAUUAGAUGUCCCUACACAAGUAGAUAAGUUGAUUCAACAAGCUACUAGUGUUGAAAAUCUUUGUCAACAUUAUAUAGGUUGGUGUUCGUUCUGGUAAACAUACAAUACACUAUUAUAUAAUGCUUUUUUAAUGUAUAUUAAUAUAACGCUA
Molecule: messenger RNA, 7305 nt
Organism: Scheffersomyces coipomensis
Lineage: Eukaryota; Fungi; Ascomycota; Pichiomycetes; Serinales; Debaryomycetaceae
Gene: TOR1
Product: phosphatidylinositol kinase-related protein kinase
Exons: 1
Coding region: 133-7251 (2372 amino acids)
Biological process (GO): negative regulation of macroautophagy; TOR signaling; protein phosphorylation
Cellular component (GO): nucleus; TORC1 complex; TORC2 complex
Molecular function (GO): protein-containing complex binding; protein serine/threonine kinase activity; protein binding
Source: RefSeq, a predicted model, not a curated record